UCUCCUGCCUCUUUGGUUUGCACUCUUUUCACGAAGGCUGGAAGACAGAGAGAGAGAGAGAAGGAGAAUGGCUCUGCAGAAUCACCUCCCCGCCGCGAUCUCUUCGUCUUCCUCUGCAUUCUUGGCAUCCUCCAACUUGGGCUCUUCCAGGGCUUCUAACGUCUCGAUCCCUGCGAAAAAGAUUGGAGUUGUCCGAUGUGUAGCCGCGCCUUAUGAGGAAAAGACCACUUACAAGACUAAGGUUUUGCGCAAUGCCAACAUGGCCAAGCUUCAAGCUGGUUACCUUUUCCCCGAGAUUGCUCGAAGAAGGGCAGCACACAUGCUAAAAUACCCUGAUGCGCAAGUCAUUAGCUUGGGGAUUGGGGAUACUACUGAGCCCAUUCCAGAUGUUAUCACGUCGGCCAUGGCAAAGAGAUCUGAUGCACUGUCAACUUUGGAGGGUUACAGUGGGUACGGUGCAGAGCAGGGUGAAAAGCCAUUGAGAGCUGCAAUUGCUUCGACAUUCUAUAGAGACCUUGGCAUAGGAGAAGAAGAUAUCUUUGUUUCAGAUGGGGCAAAAUGUGAUAUUUCUCGCCUUCAGGUUGUUUUUGGGUCAGAUGUUACAAUGGCUGUGCAAGAUCCAUCAUACCCGGCUUAUGUAGACUCGAGUGUCAUAAUGGGCCAGACAGGGCAGUUCCAACGAGACAUUGAAAAGUAUGGAAAAAUCGAGUACAUGAAGUGCACGCCAGAGAAUGGUUUCUUUCCUGAUUUGUCCACUGUAGCUCGAACAGAUAUCAUAUUCUUCUGUUCACCAAACAAUCCUACUGGCUCUGCUGCAACGAGGGAGCAACUGACAAGGCUGGUUAAGUUUGCCAAGGACAAUGGCUCCAUUAUCGUCUAUGACUCUGCAUACGCAAUGUACAUGUCAGAUGACAACCCCCAAAGCAUAUUUGAAAUUCCAGGUGCCAAAGAGGUUGCACUUGAGACAUCAUCAUUUAGCAAGUAUGCUGGAUUUACCGGUGUUCGCCUUGGUUGGACUGUGGUUCCCAAAGAGCUGCUGUUUUCAGAUGGUUUCCCUGUUGCUAGGGACUUCAACCGCAUUGUCUGCACUUGCUUCAAUGGGGCAUCCAAUAUUGCUCAAGCUGGUGGACUGGCAUGCCUUUCACCUGAAGGACUAUCCGCAAUGCGUGAAGUGAUUGGUUUCUACAAAGAAAACACCGAGAUAAUUGUGGAUACAUUUAGCUCUCUCGGAUUCAAGGUAUAUGGAGGGAAGAAUGCACCUUAUGUCUGGAUCCACUUCCCAGGGCGCAGCUCUUGGGAUGUCUUCGGCGAGAUUCUCGAGAAGACUCAUGUAGUUACGACACCCGGCAGCGGGUUCGGACCUGCUGGUGACGGAUUCAUCCGGGUUAGUGCUUUCGGACACAGGAACAACAUCCUUGAGGCUUGUAAAAGAUUUAAGCAGCUAUACAAGUGAAUGCCAUAAUUGGAUUGUCUCUGCUGCUUUAAUGUCGGGGAAGUAAUUGGAAGAAAGAAGAAAGUUGUAGCCAGAGAAACUUGUAUUAGGAUUUUAUAUUUCCUCCUCAUUGGACUAGUGAUUCCUGGUUAUGAGAAAUAAGAAUCAUUUGAUCAUUGAUGAAGAUAA
Molecule: messenger RNA, 1621 nt
Organism: Syzygium oleosum
Lineage: Eukaryota; Viridiplantae; Streptophyta; Magnoliopsida; Myrtales; Myrtaceae
Product: LL-diaminopimelate aminotransferase, chloroplastic
Exons: 10
Coding region: 68-1453 (461 amino acids)
Cellular component (GO): chloroplast
Molecular function (GO): pyridoxal phosphate binding; L,L-diaminopimelate:2-oxoglutarate transaminase activity
Source: RefSeq, a predicted model, not a curated record